Molecule: messenger RNA, 852 nt
Organism: Komagataella phaffii GS115
Lineage: Eukaryota; Fungi; Ascomycota; Pichiomycetes; Pichiales; Pichiaceae
Exons: 1
Coding region: 1-852 (283 amino acids)
Biological process (GO): membrane organization; endoplasmic reticulum tubular network organization
Cellular component (GO): endoplasmic reticulum; membrane
Source: RefSeq, a predicted model, not a curated record
AUGGCUUCAACACCAUCUUCAAAUAAAACCACUCCAAGCAAAUCAAAUGCUUCUACCAAUCCCACCAGGAGCUCAGGAAAAACUGACUGGGUGUCGUUAUUCCAGACUCUUCACUUCGCCUGGUUCUUAGGUCAUGUGCUAACGUUGCUCGGAGGUUUGGGGUAUCUUCUGACUAUUAGAAGCUCUGGAGCAAUCAAUUCGUUCUUCUACAACGCUGUAUUUGUGGGCGCUGUCGAGUCUUUCGGUGUCCUUUUGUUCCAAAGCUAUACCAACAAGACUUUGUCGUUGAAACCACUGGACCUUUUGGCUUUGGAGAAUAUUCAGUACUUUGCCAUUGCUGCUUUGUUCUUGACUAUCCUCCCCCAUAUUGCAAUUGCUGUUGUUCCAUUUACCUUGUUCAGUGUGUUUCACGCUCUGUCAUAUACCCGCAGCAACAUUCUACCAUUAUUGAAUAUCCCAGCAACCGCCACCGUUAGCUCCAAAAUUGCGGACUUUGUUAAGACUUAUAACGACAAGUCUUUAUUUUUGGUGUCAAAUUUCGAAUUUUUUACCCUGGCCAUUAUUUUAGUUAAGGCUCUGCUAUUCAGAAAAGGUUACUGGAUUGCUGCCGCUAUUUACACCGUCUUCUUUAAGCUACGAUUCGAAAAAUCUAUCUUUUUGAGGUCAGUCGUAAAGUCUUGGGAAGCAAGAAUUGAUGGUUUAGUCUCACAUCCUUCCCUCAACGUUGCUGUCAAAUCUAACUGGGUGCAGGUGAAGAAACUGAUUAGAACCUAUGGAGGAAAGCCAAUCCUGGCCACUACGGCUUCCGGUUCGUCAUCUUCCAACCCAUCCACUCCACAGAAGAAUGAAUAA